Molecule: messenger RNA, 1933 nt
Organism: Tilletiopsis washingtonensis
Lineage: Eukaryota; Fungi; Basidiomycota; Exobasidiomycetes; Entylomatales
Product: RNA-binding domain-containing protein
Exons: 3
Coding region: 139-1533 (464 amino acids)
Cellular component (GO): cytosol
Molecular function (GO): mRNA binding
Source: RefSeq, a predicted model, not a curated record
GAUGAGGCGCAGCCAAGAAGCUCCAGCCAGCGCCAUCCACGCCUGCCUCUGCACCACACGCACCGGAGCCAGACGCACUUCUCAUCCGGCCCACCUUUCCCCCCCAUUUCCUCUCCCUACCACCCACCCUCCUCCGCAAUGGGCAAGAAGAGCGCCGCAAAGGCCGCACCGGCCGCCGCCGCACCCGCCCCCGUCGCGGCCGCACCCGCCGCCGCGCCCGUCAACGGCAAGAAGGAGAAGAAGAGCAAGAAGGCCAAGAAGGAGCCCACGCCGCCGCCCGUCGUCGAGAGCAGCGAGAGCAGCGACGACAGCAGCGACGACGACAGCAGCGACGAGGAGCCGUCCAAGGCCGACGCCGUCAAGCCCGCCGCCGCCGCCGCGCCCGCGGCCGCCUCGAGCGACUCGGACUCGGACUCGGACUCGAGCGACGACGAGGCCGCGCCUGCUGCCGCUGCUCCGGCCACGAACGGCGCCGCCGCGGCCGACUCGGACGACAGCGACGACUCGGACGACAGCUCGGACGAGGAGGAGGCCGCGCCGGCCACCAACGGCGCCGCCGCCGCUGCCGCCGCCGAGGACUCGGACGACUCGUCGGACGACUCGUCCUCCGACGACGAGGAGGCGGCCGCGCCGGCUGCCGACAGCAAGAAGCGCAAGGCCGCCGACGACAGCUUCGUGGCCAAGAAGGCACAGACGGUCGAGGCUGCGCCGGCGGGCGGCGACGACGAGGCGCCGAAGCAGGUCUGGGUCGGCCAGCUCUCGUGGAACGUCGACAACGAGUGGCUGCAGAGCGAGUUUGAGAGCUACGGCGAGAUUGUCAGCGCGCGCGUCGUCAUGGACCGCGACAGCGGCAAGUCGCGCGGCUUCGGCUUCGUCGAGUUCAGCACCGCCGACGCCGCCAAGGCCGCGUUCGAGGGCGCCCAGGGCAAGGAGGUGGACGGCCGAGCCAUCAAGGUGGACCUGCAGGCGGCGCGCGCGCCGCGGGAUCAGGCGGCGUCGCGCGCCAAGAAGUUCGGCGACGAGCGCAGUGCGCCGAGCCUGACGCUCUUCGUCGGCGGCCUGGCCUUUUCGCUGUCCGAGGACCAGAUCUGGGAGGCGUUUGGCGAGCACGGCGAGGUGACGCGCGUGACGCUGCCCAAGGACCCCGAGACGGAACGGCCCAAGGGCUUCGGCUACGUCGAGUUUGCGCAGCAGGAGAGCGCCACCAAGGCCCUCGAGGCGCUCGCGGGCGCCGAGCUCGGCGGCCGUGCCAUCCGCCUCGACUACGCGCCGCCGCGCGACCAGAACGGCGGCGGAGGACGCGGCGGCGGCCGCGGCGGCCGUGGCGGAGGCCGUGGCGGCUUCGGCGGCGACCGUGGUGGCCGGGGCGGAGGUCGUGGCGGCGGUCGUGGCGGCUUCAGCCGCGGCGGCGGCUGGGGCGACCGUGGCGGCCGUGGCGGCGGUGGUGGCCGCGGCGGCAGCCGUGGUGGCUACAACGCCGCUCGCUCGGGCGGCAUCCAGGGCUUCGCCGGCAACAAGACGACGUUCGACUAAGCCGCUUCGCCCCCCCUCCCCCCCCCACGCAAUGCCCUUAGAUCUCUUCUGCCACUCUUUUCUUCCACUUGCCGCAUACUCUCUCCACGUCGUGCCCACCUUCAGUCCGUGACUUUAAUCCGAUCGAUCCUGUGCAUCACACACACCAACUAUCUCAAAAGCUCCAAGCUGCCGCUGCCGAAGGCGGCAGGCUUGGACGCACCAUCUCCCUCCUCUUGGUCAUCGACUCGACUCGACUCGACUCGGUCUCGGCUCUCUCUGUUCCAUAUCUGCGUCUGCGUCACGAACCAUCCACACACUUCCUCUCUCUCUCUCUCUUUCUCCUCGCAUCCCCUUCACGUCCCCCCCUGCGCGCCUUGUGCCAAUCUGGGACGUACUCAUGUGCAAAUGAAGCGCUUCU